Molecule: messenger RNA, 878 nt
Organism: Ciona intestinalis (vase tunicate)
Lineage: Eukaryota; Metazoa; Chordata; Ascidiacea; Phlebobranchia; Cionidae
Source: RefSeq, a predicted model, not a curated record
UCCCACCCUACUAUAAUGAUUAUUAUUUUCCAGGAUUUAUAAGAUCCUGAAAUGUUUUCGUUCAAAGUGUGCUUCGUAUUCAUCAUCAGUCUUCAUGUGACUGUGUUGGCCGGUGACAACACUUACUUAACUUGUUCCGAGAGCGGGCCGCCAUUGGAAGGGAACCAGGGGCCACCUGGGCCAGCGGGGCCGGCCGGUCCCAAAGGUCCGAAAGGGGACACAGGGGUCACUACUGAGCUAGAACACACCGUGCAUAAUUUGGAAAAAAGGUUGCAAAAAGCCGAGAGGGAUAUUGUGGUGAUGACAAAAACGAUUAAUGAAAUUAACAGUCACACUUGCCAAUGCAUGAAAGUUAUUGAUGGAAAAGUUUGGUACGGACCCGGAAACGGUUACCUAUACCUUAUUAUUGGAAGCGGUAUGACGUACGACGAAGCUAAAUCGAAAUGUAGCAAAUACAGAGCUACUCUUGCAGUGCACGGACCCAAGAACAGAGAUAUUAUGAAAAUCCUUAACAAACAGUUGCCGGUAACAACCCAGGAAAAAUAUUGGAUUGGUCUUACCGAUAAACAGGGCGAAGGCAGAUUUGUGUGGGAGGAUGGCUCCUCACUGAAAAGCAGCGAAGCGAAUUGGUAUCCUGGUGAACCGAACGACUUUGAAAAUAAAGAAGAUUGUGUCGGUGGCAAUUUCGCAAACAGUCUUCAAUGGAAUGACUACAAGUGCUCACACGAAGGGUUGUACGCACUUUGCGAACGUCAAGAGUAGACCUUAAUACCAAACAAAUUGAGUGUAUUUGGACAAUUCAAUUUACACAUGUGUUGUAUUCAAAUUAAAAUUGUUGUAUUCUGGUAAUUAAUAAAUAAAUCACGUUGGUAUGAGAA